Paramacrobiotus metropolitanus is the source of this 3014-nucleotide messenger RNA. RefSeq lists its product as uncharacterized. Bases 159 to 2819 code for a protein of 886 amino acids. The record is from RefSeq and is a predicted model, not a curated record. The transcript has 6 exons. Lineage: Eukaryota; Metazoa; Tardigrada; Eutardigrada; Parachela; Macrobiotidae.
GAAGCCUCCAGGCAACUCACCCAUGUUUUGUAUUUCUUAUUUUAGUUUCAUGUGCUGUAUGUUUAUGUAAGACCUGAGUACCUUCUGUUAUCAUGUAAUUCGACUGGCUAAUCAUUUAUUACGUACUCCUUGCUCUAUUUGGUGAAAGCGGAAAGACCAUGCCCAAGGUAAACAGCUCACGGAAAACAAAAGCGCGUUCCACAAGCCUGUGGAUGCGACUGAAGCAGAAACCGUUUAAGACGACGAUAAUUCCUCCCGAAACUGGUCAAUCAAUCAUAUCAAUCCCCGAUGCAUGGCCGCAACCAGAAUUGCCAUUGUGGCGCUCCUUGGAAUACCGUAAUAAACUGCCGCUUCCCAGCUGGCACAAAUGGACGCUGAACUGCGGUCCCAUGAACAAAGGCUACGUUCCCAAAUGGCUAGGAGCCAUGUUUGACACUUGGGACAUAAACGUGCACGUGUACGACACGGAGUACCAUCCCCUUCACGAUCCAGCUCUUCGUAUAUUUUGUUUUAAUCGAAGAAAGAUACUGUUACACCAAAAGCUGAUCACACCCGAUGGAAAUGUGAGAGCAAACUUGCGACAGUUUAAUCAGUGGCGGCGACAUUUAUUCCGGUACCAACACCAGCUAAUACUGAAGAAGCAAGCGCUGGCUCGUCGAGACGAACUAUGCGACACGAUCCGUGGGUUUUUGCACGACCCAAAAAAGACUUCAAUCGCACAGGAUAUUCAAAAAGACGCCGCUGAUGUGACGGACGAACAAGCGAACAGCCGUUACCGAGAAGGCGACGAAUUCAAUGCCCUGUUAGUCGAGCUGAGUAAGCUCCAUGACCUUUCCAAGCAAGUUCGUAUCGAAAUUCUGCAGUACAUGCGGAAAGUGAAUAUCGAAAUAUCCCAAGAAAGGGAAAGUAACCGACAACUGAAGCUUCUGCAGUUAUUAUGCAAAAAAGAUCACGAAGCCAUGGUGCGCCGUCAUUAUCAAAAAGUCAUUCUUUUCACCAAUAACAAAAAGAAGAAAGCAGCUACUGCUUUGGAAAAAAGAAUGAAAAGUCAAGCCGACGAAGAUGAAAAAGCGGAGCAAACGCAAGAAAAAAUUCGCAUGAGAACACAUCAUAACGUGGACAUGUGGAAAAGCAUCUAUCGCCGCCUGCAUGAGAAAAAUCGGCCUAAACUACCUUCCGAACGCACUCGCAAAACAAAGAACACCGAUCAACAUGGGCAAGCCCUAAGUGGUGGCGCAAUACCACAAAAUAUUAUUAUAAUGUUACCAGAUACACCUGAAAAGGCGGCACCUGCUCCUGCAGUUAAUCAUUCCAAGGUUGACGGGGAACACAUCGCGUGUGACCGGUUGGAGGUGGCACUACCCGUACGCUUUUCAGACAGCGAUCACUCUGCACACCGUUCGGUUGAAGAGGUUACUAACGAGAUUAUGGAGAGCGAUUCGGCUGGCGAAACAACACCAAGCGGAAAUAUCGAAAACAGUGGCACGUCUGUGUUGAGCUUUGAGCGCCUGGCAAGAAAUAUCCUGGAGGACAUUUUAAACAGAACGGCUCCUAGCAGCGAUACUGCGAUCCCUCUUCGUAAUGAAUGCCCUCCAAGUGGAAAAAGAACGGUUCCAGUCAAAUCCGUCUCUAGCACUGUCGAGCAGGACGUUCAACACAAGUCAUCAGCGAACUCUGGGGAUAGCAAAUCGUUAAGGAUAAUGAAAUCAGCGCUGUCAAAGUCAAACGCCAACAGUCAACAUGGUAGUAAUCACCGGCAUAUUUCCUUUGCCCCAAAUGCUGCGCAAGAACCUGUGGUACCAACUGCCCGAAUCAGCACAGAAACAGUGGACAAAAACUGUAUCGCUUUUCCACAUCAAGCGAAACCUGUGGAACAUGAGACGUUUGGUACUCCAAGCUUAACAGGUGCUCCAACAAAGGUCAAGAGCUCAGCCUCACCACAAAACAUCGGAGGACAACAUGCGUCACGUGAAGUCGUGGUGGAGACCACUGUGAUUCCCCAUAGCGAUCAUGGAAUGCAAAAGGCAGUCUACGUACCUGCGAAAUCGCGAUCAAAGUUGGAACCCAGCAGUUCACCUAGUUUCCAAGGCAAACAUUCUCCGCCUGAGUUCUCCGAAUCAAAACCUUUAAGGGAUAGGCCUGAUUUUCUGGCUGCUCGAUCAUCAGAACAUCAGAUACGCUUGCUUGAAGUGGACAAGCCAAGCGCAGAAACAUUUGUGGGAGUUAGCAGCAAGAGCAGUCUUCCUGUACGAGAUUCACUGGCGACAGCAGCAGACAUAGUUACCGCCUUACUGGAGGAGGGCGAGCAGGAUGGGGCUGACGUGAAUGACUCGAAGGUUUCCGGGAAGAGUCUGCAUUCGGUUCAGAAUCCAGCAAACGAAUCCAAGUCUGCCAGUAUAUUUGCUCAAAGCUACGAGGUGGCUGAUCCACCGCCGAAACGGGAAGCGAGUCCACCGGCAAUUGGUGUCGAUGAGGACGAAGGCUACGUGAUAUCAAUACCGGUUGUCUCUGUUUUACGGCAGAACAAUUAUUCUAAUUUGGUUACUGCCCACAGCGAUACCACAGUAAACAGCUUGGAGCCGGACGGGCUAAUUUCGGAAACAGACUUGCCGGCAUUCGACGGUAAACCUACGGUAGAGGAAGCUGACGAGAUUGUGGAAAAGCUAAUAACUACGCAAUCUUCGCAAAUGAAUACGGACACUGGAUCGGAUACAAAUUUGCCAAAGUUAUGUAAUUCUCCUACUUUCAGUACUGCUUUGGACAUAAUUGACGAUUUGACAUCUCAUGAUGAUAUGUUCUUGAACAUUUAUUCUGCCUAAAAUGCAGUUCUCAACAGUUCGUUCUAUAAACUUGCCGGAAAAUCGUUUUGCUAGUCUGAUUUGUUUUUGCCCUGUCGGAUAUUAUUUUCGGGCUAAACUGCUGCCCUUGUACUGCAUUGUCUGCUCACCAGGGCACACAGGGGUCCUCCCCCUUCAAAAAAAUCUUUUUUUUUGCAGGAAGCCAGUAAACAUAUG